CAGAGCCGGGCUUCCCGUGGGUAGGGUUUGUCCCACAACGAAAUUUCCGAACUUCCGGUCUCUGAUCUCUAGAUCUUUCUAUUCUCCUUCUCACCCUCCUUCCUUCCGAAUGGAACUGUAUUGAUUGACUUGGAUAGGCGAUGACAACGAAAGUCAAAACCGACAUCAUCUGAUAUGACUGAACUAACUCGAGCUUGUGCAUGAUUAAUUCGUUCUUGGAUGCUAAAUUAUAUAAAAAGGAAAGGAUCUUUCUAUCCAUACCCCAAUCAUGUCUUCCAAGCAAAACCAACUCGCAAAACACUUUGCCUCUCUUCACGUAUCAGGCAAACCUCUCGUGCUCGCCAACGUCUACGAUUGCGCUACCACUCACGCCAUGCUCUCACUUCGUCCUCAGCUACAAGCAAUUGCAACAGCGUCCUACGGCAUCGCCAACGUCGCCGGUCUAAACGACUACACCAUGACCCUAGACAACCACAUCGAAUCCCUCUCCCGGAUCAGCGCAAUCGUCAACUCCACAGAGCCUUCAGCGAACGCCGGCCUCGGUAUUCCCCUUUCUAUCGACAUUGUCGACGGUUACGGUCCAAAGCUCUCCGACGCCAUAACAAAAAUCAUCGGACUCGGAGCAGUCGGCUGUAACAUCGAAGAUUCCUACUUUGACCCUGCCACCACGAAAACCAAACUAUACUCCAUCGAAGAGAUGAAAACCCGACUCCUACAAGCCAAAACCGUCGCUACCGACCUCGGAGUUCCCGAUUUCGUUUUCAACGUCCGCACGGAUGCCGUCUUCGUCCGAUCCGAAGGGAUCACAAUACCUGAAUUAAUGGAACGAGGAAAGACGGAACAACCCAUCGAUGAAGCGGUUGCCCGUGGAAAAGCCUAUUUAUCCACCGGUGUGCCUACCACGAUAUUCAUUUGGGCCGGUCCUUUCUCCGUUGGAACUUCCUCGGGGAGUUUGAAGCGGUAUGUGAAGGAAUUCGAUGGACGUGUUGCGGUUCAUAUCAACCGAAAGGACGCGGGUGGGUUGUCGGUCGACCAGCUUGGUCAGUUCGGUGUAGCGAGAGUUAGCAUUGGGCCAGAGUUUUUGUUCCAGACGAUGGAGGUUAUUAAGGAGUUGGCGAAGGGUAUCUUGGGGGGAGGGUAUAUGGGUAGUCUUACUAUAAAAGCAUGAAACCAUGUACUCGACCGGCCGGUCAUAAUAUAUUAAUAUUCCGAC
Messenger RNA from Marasmius oreades (fairy-ring Marasmius), 1213 nucleotides. RefSeq lists its product as uncharacterized. The transcript has 2 exons. Bases 269 to 1168 code for a protein of 299 amino acids. The record is from RefSeq and is a predicted model, not a curated record. Gene Ontology annotation, molecular function: catalytic activity. NCBI's taxonomy places the organism in Eukaryota, Fungi, Basidiomycota, Agaricomycetes, Agaricales, Marasmiaceae.